This is a messenger RNA of Lecanosticta acicola, 1218 nucleotides long. Lineage: Eukaryota; Fungi; Ascomycota; Dothideomycetes; Mycosphaerellales; Mycosphaerellaceae. The record is from the annotation of a GenBank genome assembly.
AUGGCACAGGUACGCAAGCAUGGGUCGAGUAGGCAUUCUGCUGAUCUGUUGUAUAGUUUACCUCUUUCUCGGGCCGGACACGGCAUUUAGCUGGCAACAAUGCUCGCAAUGCGGAGUUCAACGAGAUCCCGACGAUAUCGCUUGCUGCAUCUGAAGAAGACAUCAUCGCCCAGCUGCGGGACGCUUGUACACGGGUCGGUUUCUUCUACGUGAAGGCGAGUCUAGUCCAUGUCUCCAGCACAACCAAGACGCUGAUUGAUGUGCCCCGCAGGAUCAUGGUGUGUCCCCGAAAGUGAUAGAUGGGAUUUUCCAAACAGCCAAAGACUUUUUCGACCAGUCUCUCGAGACAAAGGCAGAAAUCCACCACAAGAAGUCAAAAAUUCUGCGAGGUUAUGAGCCAAUGGCCGAGGUUCGCACAGAUAAGUCGAAGCGAGCAGACUUGAACGAGGCGUUUAUUUGCGGCUACGAGCCGGACUUGGAUCCAGAUUUCGACGAGACAGCUCCCGUGAGCAAGAACGGUAGGUGAAAGGCUUACAGUUCAGCCAGACGUCACUGCGCUGACACUGACAAGAUGUCGCUACCCCUAUGCAAGGCCCAAAUGCGUGGCCAUCGAUGGAAGGUUUCCAAGCUGGAGUCUCUGCCUAUUAUGGAGAAGUUUUGAGGCUCGCCCGUCGAAUGGUCAGACUAUUCGCCAAAGUUCUGGAUCUGCCUGAAGAAUUCUUCGACUCCACAGUAGUACAUCCCGGUGCAAUGCUGAGGCUGCUCAAGUACCCGGCGCAGGAUCCAGACCAGCCAGACGCACUCGGCAUAGGUGCGCAUACCGACAUCGAGGCCUUCACCAUACUCUGUCAAGGAGCUCAGCCUGCACUGCAGAUCUUGAACGUGGACGGCCAGUGGAUCCAAGCGCCCCCGGUACCUGGAACAUUCGUGGUCAAUAUUGGAGACAUGCUAGCACGGUGGUCAAAUGAUGUGUUCAUUUCAACCGUUCAUCGAGUACACAACGGGACGGGCUGUGAAAGGUUCAGCAUUCCAUUUUUCUUCGGCCCAUCCUACGAUACGGUCCUCAAUCCUCUUUCAACGUGCGUUCCGGAAGGGGAGAAGGCAGGAUAUGAGCCGAUAGUGGCAGGCGAGUACGUCUGGCAACGGCUUGCUCGAAGUAGGCUAAGCAAGCAGGGGGCGGAGAGCAAAUCGUUUCUGCAAAGCUCAGCAGUGGCAUGA